AUGGGUGGGCAACCAAGAUAUCCGUACCCGAAAGAAGUCUGGUCUCCUGCUGGUGGCUGGUGGGUUCGACCGUCGAACUGGAAAUCAAAUACCGCUGUCGCUUUUGGAGGAAUUCUGGCCUUGACCUAUGCGACAUGGAACGUUAGCGCUGACCAUGAGCAUCGUUCCGUGCAACCGUCGAAACCAAUUCCCUCAAUGAAGUGGGCUAAGCAGUACGCAAAGGACGCAUAG
Messenger RNA from Pleurotus ostreatus (oyster mushroom), 231 nucleotides. RefSeq lists its product as uncharacterized. Bases 1 to 231 code for a protein of 76 amino acids. The transcript has 5 exons. The record is from RefSeq and is a predicted model, not a curated record. NCBI's taxonomy places the organism in Eukaryota, Fungi, Basidiomycota, Agaricomycetes, Agaricales, Pleurotaceae.